Messenger RNA from Paramuricea clavata, 360 nucleotides. NCBI's taxonomy places the organism in Eukaryota, Metazoa, Cnidaria, Anthozoa, Malacalcyonacea, Plexauridae. The record is from the annotation of a GenBank genome assembly.
AUGAGUAUUUCUUUGGAGGUGCCAAACGAUUUGGUUGUGGAUGAAGAAUCUUAUGAAGUGAAGAAUGUUUGUGAUUUGAUGAAUGCUGGGUUUUUCGAAGCGGUUGUUUGUGAAGUUCGGAGAUUAUUGAAGGAGAAAUGUUCCGGCUGCGAAGUCGAUCAUCCGAGUCAGAGGAGACACGACUGUAUUAUGCUGUCAGACGAGGAGGGAUGGUUACUACAUGGUUUGGAAGCAGUGGAGCGUGUGAUUGAGCGUGGAGUUGUGAGGAAACAGUUUCUUGAAGCUAUUCGGGUGAUGAAAUUGGAAUAUUACGGGCGUGCGAAAGAACAUUAUGCGAACUUGAUAAAGAUCGUGAAGUAA